AUGCAUGUUAAACCCGUCUUAAAGCGGGAGCAUACGAUUACCGUGAAAGUAAAGAUAAAUUGUCACUCUUCCCAUAUAGUUGCUGUAACAAAUGACUUCGUAAGUUCUGUAUAUCAUGAACAACGUUUUCUUCAGUACACCCCAUACAAGGUAAAAGUCAAGUCAGGGGCGCCACUGAAUUUCCGGUUAUGUGACACACGUGGUUUAGAAGAGUCGCAGGGUCUAGAUGUCCUCGAGUGUAACUAUCUGCUUGAUGGUAACAUUCCAAACUACUAUCAGUUCAACACAAACACCCAAAUAACACCUAAAACCCCUGGUUUCAAGGUAAAUCCUACUGAUAACGACGUAAUACAUUGUGCAGUAUUCGUUUUGGACGCAACCACGUUAGAAGUAUUGUCUUCAAAGAUAAUAGAGAAAAUGAAAGGAUUCCAAAAUCUGAUGAAUCAGAAAGGAAUCCCGCAAAUCAUUUUACUUACAAAGAUAGACAAACUCUGUAAAGAAGUUGAGCAAGAUGUGUCCUUGGUAUUCAAUAGCCCGGAAGUGCAGCAACACGUGGAAAAAGCCUCACAAAUUCUCGGACUUCCUCGUGCAAAUGUACUUCCGGUGAAAAAUUACGAGAAUGAGCUAGAGCUUCAUGACAACAACAGUAUCCUCCAAUUGCUGGCACUGCGGCAGAUGUUAAACUUUGCACAAGAUUUUCUAGAUCAUCUGUUGGACAAAAAAGAUGAUGAACAAACAGAAAUGGAAAAGCUAAAACUUGAUCAGUAAUGGACAGACAUUAAACAAAACAUGAUAUAUAAAAACAAACAUUAAUGUAGGUUUUUAGAAUUAUUUCUAUAAGUAGACUGUCAAAUUAUAUAUUUAUAUUGCUUUAUAAUUAUAAUUAUCCUUUUCAUUUGUCUAACAAAGUACAUUUAUUCUGUGCUGAUACAUGCACAUUAUUUUUCCAAAAUAUUUGUUGUUGUUUUGCAGUUAUAUUGUGCCACUAUACUAUAGAUAUGAUUUUACUCUAUACUAAUGGCAUGUAAUGUGCAGUGUUUUACCAUAAAGUUAACCAAUCAAAUAGUUGUUGUGGUGCACUAAAUGAUACGAAUAAGCAUAUUUUGCCAUUGUUUAUUAGGUGGUUAGGUAUUGCACUUACAAAGGUCAGCAAUCCAAGGCUGAAAUUGAAGUUGGUCAUCUUUUAGUCUCACAGGUACGGUUUAAGUGACAUUAUGCUCGUACUUUCACUGUGAAGUAAAUCCGACUUAGCAAUAUAUAUUUUCUAUAUUUUAUAAGUAUUUCAAAAGAUGGUGAUAACAGUUGAUAUUGACAAAGGUUUAGGAUAAACUAUACUAAUCUGCGAAGAAAAUAAAAGAACUGCUCUUUUAUAAAUUGAACGUUACUCCGAUGGGUAUUUAUUUGAAGUUUCCUCCGGCAAAGUGAGUUCUUUAUUGUUCAAUCGAAGUAAAAGAAAUUAUGAAAAA
This is a messenger RNA of Ruditapes philippinarum (Manila clam), 1466 nucleotides long. RefSeq names its product interferon-induced protein 44-like. NCBI's taxonomy places the organism in Eukaryota, Metazoa, Mollusca, Bivalvia, Venerida, Veneridae. The transcript is spliced from 4 exons. The record is from RefSeq and is a predicted model, not a curated record. Bases 1 to 768 code for a protein of 255 amino acids.